AUGGAUAAUGAUAAUGAACCAGAGAUUCCCCAGGCAGAAAUUAGUACUAGUGAAAUUAAGUCCGAGGAAUCACAAUCACAAUCAAAAACUCAAAAUAAUAAUAAUAUUAAUAAUAAUAAUCAUAACGAUAACGAUAACGAUAAUCUCCAUAAUAAUCAUGAAGAGAAUUCAAUACACGCGAGUGAAGAACCGGAUUUAAAGAAGAUUAAAUUAGAAACUCAUGAAAAUUCCUUAUCAGUAUCAAAUGGUCGUGUUAGUCCCUUAAUUAAUACUUCUAAUAAGAUUGUAGUAGUACCACCAACAAAACCUCAUUUAUUUUAUAGUCCAUUAAAAACUGGAUUAGUAUAUGAUGUUCGAAUGAGAUAUCAUGCAAAAAUUUUUACAUCAUAUUUUGAAUAUAUUGAUCCUCAUCCUGAAGAUCCUAGAAGAAUUUAUAGAAUUUACAAGAAAUUAGCUGAAGCAGGAUUAAUUCAAGAUCCAACCCUUUCAGGUAUAGAUGAAAUUGGACCAUUAAUGAUUAAAAUACCUAUAAGAGAAGCUACAGCCGAAGAAAUUUUAGAAGUUCAUAGUGAAGAACAUUUAAAAUAUAUUCAAUCAACCGAAACAAUGACAAGAGAUCAAUUAAUGGAAGAAACUGAUAAAGGAGAUUCUAUUUAUGUUAAUAAUGAUUCUUAUUAUUCAGCAAAAUUAUCAUGUGGUGGAACUAUUGAAGCAUGUAAAGCAGUUAUUGAAGGUAAAGUAAAAAAUUCUCUUGCAGUUGUUAGACCUCCAGGUCAUCAUGCAGAACCCGAUACUCCAGGAGGAUUUUGUUUAUUUAGUAAUGUUGCAGUUGCUGCAAAAAAUAUUUUAAAAAGUUAUCCAGAAUCUGUUCGUAAAAUUGUUAUAGUUGAUUGGGAUGUUCAUCAUGGUAAUGGUACUCAAAAAUCAUUUUAUAAUGAUCCAAGAGUUUUAUAUAUUUCAAUUCAUGUUUAUGAUAAUGGGAAAUUUUAUCCUGGAACAAAAUAUGGUAAUUUAGAUCAAAUUGGUGAAGGUAAUGGUGAAGGAUUUAAUUGUAAUAUACCUUGGAGAAAUCAUGGAAUGCAUGAUGGAGAUUAUAUUUAUGCAUUUAAUAAAGUUAUAUUACCAAUAAUUAAUGAAUUUAAUCCAGAUUUAAUUAUUGUAAGUUCAGGAUUUGAUGCAGCUGAUGGAGAUAUUAUUGGUGCAUGUCAUGUAACUCCAGCAGGUUAUGGUUAUAUGACUCAUAUGCUUAAAGGUAUUGCCAAGGGGAAAUUAGCAGUUAUAUUAGAAGGUGGAUAUAAUUUAGAAUCAACAAGUAAAAGUGCUUUAGGAGUUGCUAAAGUAUUAGUUGGUGAACCCCCAGAAGAUACUAUAUCAAAACAACCACAUUUAGAAACCAUUGAAAUUAUUGAUGAAGUUAUAAAGAUUCAAUCUAAAUAUUGGAAUUGUUUAAAACAUGGAGUUCCUCAUAAUUCAUUUGAUGAUAUUUAUGAUUUAAAGGAUGGAAAUUCUGAAACUUAUAAACUUGUUAAUGUUGGAGAUCCUAUUAGAUCUGGUCAAUAUAAUGAUCUUUUCCAUCGUUAUUCAUUUAUUAAUUUACCAAUAAUUAAUAAUUCUAUUGAUAAUAAUGAUAAACAUGGAUUAUUUACUACUGAUUUACCAUCACAUUUAGAAGAUAUAAUGAUUGCUAGUCCUGAUAUUUAUGAUGCAUCUAUUAUAGUAUUAACUAUUCAUGAUCCUCCUGAAUUAUGGGCUAAUAUUAAUCCAAUUAAUGGUAAUACUGAACCAAACUCUUCAAUUGUAUUAGAAUAUCCUUUAUAUCAAAUAAUAGAACGAAUUAAAAAGGAAAAGGAAAAGGAAAAGGAGAAUGAUAAUCAAAGUCAAGAUGAAAAAUUAGGUUAUAUUGAUAUUAAUAUACCGUCUUAUCCAUUAUCAAUUCCAUCAGGUUCAUCAUCAAAUAAUUCAACUUCAAAUUAUAAUCCAACUAUAUUUUCUCAAGAAUUAUUACUUUAUGUUUGGGAUAAUUAUUUCCCAUAUUUUACAAAUUUAAAGAAAAUUGUAUUUGUUGGAUUUGGAGAAUCUUAUCAAUCAAUUCUUCAUCUUUAUGGUAAAAGACCUUCACAAGAAAUUAAAGAAUUAGUUAAAGGUACAGUUGUAUAUUUAAAUCGUUCAUCAUUAAAACCAAUUUUACCAGUUAUGGAUGAAACCAUGGUUGAUUGGUAUUAUCAAAAUUCGGUUAUAUUUACUUCAUGUUUAAAUCCAGCUUGGAUUGGAACUAAUGGUCAAAGUAGAUUAGGUAAUGGAAAUGUUGAAGUUAAUGGAAAUGAUGAUAGUAGUAAAAGACCUAGAAGAAAAUUCGGUAGAGUUAUAAAGGCAUCAGUUGAUGGAUUAUUUGAUGUAAUUAAUGAAAGAUUCGAUGAAGGUAUGGAUUUUAUCCUUGACUCCAUUGAAGAUUUUUCAAGUAGUGAUAGUAGUAACUAA
Messenger RNA from Scheffersomyces amazonensis, 2478 nucleotides. It is a transcript of the gene HDA1, whose product is annotated as histone deacetylase. Bases 1 to 2478 code for a protein of 825 amino acids. NCBI's taxonomy places the organism in Eukaryota, Fungi, Ascomycota, Pichiomycetes, Serinales, Debaryomycetaceae. Gene Ontology annotation, molecular function: transcription factor binding; histone deacetylase activity. The transcript has a single exon. Gene Ontology annotation, biological process: negative regulation of transcription by RNA polymerase II. The record is from RefSeq and is a predicted model, not a curated record. Gene Ontology annotation, cellular component: histone deacetylase complex.